AUGGCGUCGCCCUUACUAUCGAGAUCGCCACAAUGCGUAUCCUGUAUCCGUCGUUCAGCUGGAAGAUUUGGAGAGAGACGUCUCUUUCCGGCUGGGCAGCAAAUCCGGGGAAAGAAGAAGACAGCGAGAACCGCGAACAAGGUCAACGCUCUUCUACGCGAAAACAUUGAUGGUUAUGGCAAGCAAGGAACUGUUAUUUCAGUCACUGCUGGUAUGAUGAGGAAUCAAUGGUUUCCCCAAAGACUAGCAGAGUAUGCAACAGCUGCCAAGCUACAAGAACUCGGUUUGAAGGAAGAGGAUGUCAUCCAAUUGGACAACAUAUCGAAAAGCAAGAUCCUCGCCGAUGAGAGAGAAGUCAAGAAAGCUGCGAAGGCAGAGGCGAAGGCUUUGACAAAGGCAAAUACGGAGGCUAAGGGUACUAUUCAAGAGCCAGUCUGGGAACCCGUUAAGCCCGUGGAGUUGGAGUUGUUGAGCCCCCAAGAAGCAACCCUGAUAAUAGCGAACCUCCUCCCCGCAAACCUAGAUUUCUACCGCCAACCCAUCGCCGUGGCCGAACCAGCCAAGAAACUCUCUCCAUCCCUCCAAUCCAAAGCCUCCAUCUCAGCCGCAGCAAAAGAAUCACACGGGCCAAAAGGAAAGACCAGUAUCUACGGCUCUGUCUCCACGGCAGAUAUUGCUGCGAGUCUCAAGGCGAUAUUGGCAGAGCAUGAAGAUGGGGCAAGGGUGGUGUUGAGUCCUGAAGAGAUUAGUUUUGUAGAGACUGAGGAAGAAGGGGAUCGGGUGAAGCAUUUGGGGGUUUUUGAGAUUGAUAUUUGGCUCAAGGGGGCGCCAGAUGCAGUGAGGAGGACAAUUAAAGUUAGUGCUCAAGGGUGA
Messenger RNA from Lachnellula hyalina, 873 nucleotides. RefSeq lists its product as uncharacterized. Gene Ontology annotation, cellular component: mitochondrion; ribosome. The record is from RefSeq and is a predicted model, not a curated record. The transcript has 3 exons. NCBI's taxonomy places the organism in Eukaryota, Fungi, Ascomycota, Leotiomycetes, Helotiales, Lachnaceae. Gene Ontology annotation, molecular function: structural constituent of ribosome. The coding region runs from base 1 to 873 and encodes 290 amino acids. Gene Ontology annotation, biological process: translation.